Telopea speciosissima is the source of this 2229-nucleotide messenger RNA. RefSeq names its product shewanella-like protein phosphatase 2. Bases 457 to 1650 code for a protein of 397 amino acids. The record is from RefSeq and is a predicted model, not a curated record. Gene Ontology annotation, molecular function: hydrolase activity. Lineage: Eukaryota; Viridiplantae; Streptophyta; Magnoliopsida; Proteales; Proteaceae. The transcript is spliced from 2 exons.
CCAUCCAAUGACUAGAUUUUGUUCUAUGAAAAUUUUUCCUUGGUUACUCAGUUCUGGACUCUUGGUUCUAUUGUUGUUUCCUGCAAAAUCAGACUUUCUAUUUAAGUUGUCUUUCUUCUUCUAUUUGAUUUGACAUUCCUAUUCUUUGGUGGGGUUAGAAUUUUUAGUCUUAAUUGAAUUAGGAAUCCUAGUUCCAUACUGUCAAUAGUGGAGUCUGUCUCUCUUUACAUGCCUGUCUCUGACCUAAUGUUAAUGUGGGAUCAAAGGAUGCUGUGUAUACAUUGUUUUCGCUUUGGUGCCACUCAUUUUGUUUGUUUAUAUAGUUAUUAUUUGAUGUAGUGACAAUAGUUAUUUCUGCUUGCUUUAUACAUGUCAUGCCGAAGCUGAAACCUGAUCUUUUCUUUCUGCAGCUGUCGUCUUGUGGUGCCGUCACGGAGGGUCUAAUCCACCUGACAGAUGGAAUACUCUACAUGCAGAGAUUUACCUCCUCUUCUCUCCUCUUUCGUAGACACCUUUGUCGACUUCUCUGUCAGUGGCCUCUUCCUGCCUCAUCCUCUAAACUAUAACCCCAAUUCUCCCAAAGAGAACCCCAAGGCCUCAACCUCACCUCCUCUUCCCCAAACUAGAUACCCCUCUCCUGAUCGUCUAAUUGCCAUUGGUGAUCUUCAUGGUGAUCUCCAAAAGUUCAAAGAAGCCCUAAGACUUGCUGGCCUGACUGAUGGUAAUGGUCGCUGGAUUGGUGGCAAUACAACACUUGUCCAGGUCGGCGACGUGCUUGACCGUGGGGGAGAUGAGCUCAAGAUCCUCUACUUCCUUGAGAAACUGAAGGGUGAGGCCUCAAGAUCAGAUGGAUUGAUUAUCACCAUGAAUGGAAAUCAUGAGAUUAUGAACAUAGACGGUGAUUUCAGAUAUGUUACUCAGUCUGGUCUUGAUGAAUUUAAGGUUUGGGCUGAUUGGUUUUGUAUUGGCAACUCAAUGAAGAGCCUAUGUGAUGGAUUGGAGAAGCCAAAGUAUCUCUUUGAGGGAAUUCCUUCAGUAUUUCCAGGGAUCAAGGAAGAAUUUCAUGAAGGCAUCAGGGCUAGAAUUGCUGCAUUGCGUCCGAAAGGUCCAAUUUCAGUCAAAUUUCUAUCUGGGAAUCAGACAGUCCUGGUCAUUGGGGAAUCGGUCUUUGUUCACGGAGGACUCCUCCAAAAACAUGUAUUUUAUGGAUUAGAACGUAUUAAUGAAGAGGUCAGUAAUUGGAUUAAUGGAUUAACAAGAAGAUUGUCUCCUGAUUUUGUUCGAGGAAGGGACUCAGUUGUUUGGUUGAGGGCAUUCUCGGAGGAAUUGGCUAAGAAGUGUGAUUGUUCAACUCUUGAACACGUCCUUGCUACAAUCCCCGGUGCGAAGCGGAUGAUCAUGGGUCACACAAUUCAGGAGGCAGGGAUUAACGGUGUUUGUGAGAACCGGGCAAUUCGGAUUGAUGUUGGUAUGUCAAAGGGGUGUAUAAAUGGGUUGCCUGAGGUUUUAGAGAUUUAUAAUUCAGAAAUACGAGUACUGACCUCAAACCGACUCUAUCAGAGAUAUGAAUCUUUGGAAGCUGAUAAAAAGGAACGGCUUGGGUUGUUUCUCCCAGAACAGGGACCUAAGCAAGUUGAAGUAAAGUCUUGAGCAAUCAGGAAGUAAACCUUGAACCUUCUCACUUUGAACCUUGGAAUAUGAAAAUUUUUCAAAAGAUAUUGACAUUCUGAUUAAUUUAGGCAUGGGGGAUGAUUGAAACAGCAUGCAAAUUGGGAUGGUUCCUAAGCCUGCAAUUAAGGCCUACAAGGAACUACCAUAAACUUGUACAGUGAUUGUUCUGGUACAUUCCUUGAAUAUUUAAACAAGCUGAAGGGCCACUAAAGGUAGAGUUAUUAAACCUUGAAAUUCUUAUGGAAAUGCAAGACCCUUUUUGACGAUAUUGGUUCUCAUUGGACCAUUUACCUCUUCGAAUUCAUUCAGGACCCCAUACUAAUUUUUGGUGAAGAAUCGAUUCAAAAGGUAUUUGUCAGUUUGGUGCUUCAUUUCUUGAAACAAGUAUGUUUUUGUUAAGUUCAACUUGAGAGUCACUGCUUAAAAUAUCAAGUCAGGACACUAUCGUAGUUUCUUCCGUUGUUUGGCAGAGUAACUCAGAUAUUAUGCUAUUCUUCUGUGGCAUUACUGCAAAUUGUUGUCUUCAGGUUUAUUUGAUUUAAUAUGCUUACAUUAUAA